Molecule: messenger RNA, 2529 nt
Organism: Suillus bovinus
Lineage: Eukaryota; Fungi; Basidiomycota; Agaricomycetes; Boletales; Suillaceae
Exons: 10
Coding region: 1-2529 (842 amino acids)
Source: RefSeq, a predicted model, not a curated record
AUGCUCAAAAGCGAAAGCUCCGUCGAGCAGCCAGUCUGCCUCCGCGUCCAGGAAAUUUCGCAGGAGGUUGGAGAUUUUCUCAUAUCCCUCCCGGUGUCACUGGAAUCGCAGAAGACUCAAGUCUUCCUGAUACACGGUAUUAACAAGGAAAAGGUGCCAAAAGAGUGCCAGGAUGCAGUGUCGGUCCUUGUGCACCAGCUUCAACUGUACCGAGGUAGCGCAAAGGCUCUGAUGGCACUUCCAGAAUCAGACGGUGUCAAAGAGGACGUCGAUUUCCACUUAUCCCUCGCACAGUACUUCGUGGACGUUCUGGAUAAGUUCAUAACUGAGCUUCAAAGGGAUUCUCCCGGUCCACGUUCCAAGUGGCGGUCAUGCUACCUUGACUUUCACUUCGCUAUGGCGUUGGCCGGCAACUCAUUUACAAAUGAGCAACAAGCCACCGCACUCGAAAAGAUCGAUCGCACGUGGAACGACUUUCUGCAGAAGAAGUCCUAUACACCAGUGCAGCAGCUUGAUCUCGGAAAAAUGCAUGACACGUUCUGCAAAGAUGGGGACGACGUGUGCGGUUCUUCUCGCACUCAUCAGCGUUCGCUCGAAGAAAUGAUCACACAGGUCAUCGAACCACACACUAUUCACAAGGCAGCAGAGACGAAUCAGAACCAGAAGACUUUACGGCUCAAAAAUCUCACUACGGCGGAUGUUAAUACAUCCCCUGUGGAUAUGGCUGGCAAGACUCGCAAGGGUAGCCGCAAUGUAAAUGCCAAAGGUUCUCAUACAGCGACUCAGGAGCAGAGGGCCGGAAAGCCUAACCCCAGUGUCAAAACAACUCUUUCACUGGUGGGAAGCUCAAUACCAGCGAAAAACUCUGAAAUCAAUGCAAUCGAUAGCGACGUUGUUCAGAAUAUAUUUGAGUUGCAGGAGAAUAUCAAGAAGCCCCGUAAUCGUAUUAUCCACGCCAGGACUAAGGAGGUAGUGAGGUCCGAAAUGACGAUCCAGCCGGAGGACGAGGGUUUUUCUGACAUGAAGGAUGUUGUUCUCGAAGCAUCAGCGAAUACGUUUGAAACCAAGGAAGUCGAAAAAAGGAUUUAUACGUCUACCAAAGGUGUACGCCACCCAAAAAACGCGACAACGAAUAACAACGUGAAGUCUAGAUCCAAGGGGACACUUGAAGCCGAAGUACAUCGUGACGCCUCGGGUGAUUCAGACAUGAAAGACGGUGAUAUCCAAGAGAUUCCGAAGAAUGCUAAAGAAGUCGCCAAAAAAGUCUACAAGUCUACGAAAGGCGGGCGGAGCCGGAAGGAUGCAAGCCAGAAGAACAAAGCGAAGUCUAAGGAGACAAUUGAAUCCGAAGAUGAGCAUCACUCUGGGGUAGACAUACCAGAAUCAAACGCAGAGCCCGGGGACUACGAUCAUGUGAAAUUUCCUCGUGAUUUGGAUGACUGGGACGAAUAUAUCGAGAAAGUUUUCAAGGAGGGCAACUCGCAUGUUUUUCUCAAACUUGCCGCUUGGAUAUCUUGUCGCUUCUGCGAGCUUGCAGGCAUCAGCAAGGAAGAUGAAUUAAAGGGAUUGGUGAUCCCAAAACAUCCAGGUUGGUUUAAGUUUGACAGCAAUGAUCAUUUUCUCGAAGCCUUGGGCAUGGAACGCUUGUACGCUGCGACGGCGCACAUGGACACACACCCUGAAUACCUCGCGUGUAUCUUCCGUCAACUCGGUGAGCUGGAGUCGGCAAACGAAAUGGGAAGCAGCCACCCUCGACUCAGGCCCCUGCCAUCCCCACCGACGCCGGUUGCAAGCAUGAUGUCGGCUCACGAGCUCCCCUGGUUAUUAUCAUUCGUUCACAGCAGUGAAUCCGACGAUGUGGGAGAUUUAAUGGAUCAUCGGGUGGGAAACGGUACGGUAAAGCGUAAACGGACGUUAUCGAAUGCGACGUUGACGCCAGAGUCGGAACAUGUGCCUGCUGCGAAACGUGUCAAGGGUGGAAUUCGAUCUACGUCACCAGCGUUCAACAGUAUGACUCCUGCUUCGAACAGCGACUUCCCAAUGGGUGGUGGCACCAUGACGCACCCUACACUGUCUCCUGAAUCUGUAUCGUCAUCUAUAUCUAACAUCACCAAAGCCCUUCUCUUGGACGAAAGUUCAGGUUCGACCAGUGAGCCUGCGGAUACAAGAGAGGCUGUCACAGACACUGAUGGAGAUGUAUUUACGAAUGAAGCGCCUGAGAUGGAAGAAGCUAUGGUAGACAUUGUCGAAGGCGUCGCUGGUUCUUUGAGUGAGCCUGUGGAUGGAUCAUGUUUUAAGGCUGUCGAAGACGGUUCUGGAUCCAAGUGCAAGUCUUCUGAGACGAAAGUCGUUGACUUGGAGGUGGGUGCAGCAUCCCCAUCCAGAAAACCUAUCACCAUCCAGUUCGAAGCAUCACAGUCGAUCAGCGACCUCAACACACAAAGUGCAUCUGAUCCUCGUCACCUGUCCAAGAACGAUGAAGAGGAUUGGUUUGCUGACAUGCGGGGUGUCGCCCGUCAGCUCAGCUGA